AUGUUCCAUUCAUCAAAACCAUACUCGGCUGUGACCGUUCAAAUUGAAGUGCUCACCAGUGAGCAGUACGAGAUUGAAGAUUCAAGUGGAAUUGUCGAUCUCAUCGAAGCGAUUCGCAUCCAGAGCAGCGGUCCGACUGAAGCAAGUCGUGCGUUGCGUAAGAAACUGAAAUAUGGCAACCUGCAUCGCCAACUCAGAGCUCUUACAAUUCUUGACUUUUUGAUACAGAAUGCUGGAGAUCGAUUCCUGCGAGAGUUCGCAGAUGAACCACUCUUGGAGCGUCUACGAAUCGCAGCCACCGAUCCAGUAUCCGAUCCCUUGGUCAAACAGAAAUGCAAGCAACUUUUCGGGCAAUGGGCAGUAUCCUACAAGGACACACCGGGGAUGGCAGGGGUGACAGCGCUUUACCGGCAGCUUCCAAAGCGCAAACAGCCCGCCACUCAGGCCAAGGCGAAAGUUCUCCGGGAUACUGGAAACGGCCCAAGCACUAUCUUGAGCAGUCCCAAGCACAAACAUUCAUCGAGCAAAUCUUCUUUCAAGAGAGACAAGAAAGAAAAAGAGAAGAAAACACACAAUAGGUCGUUCAGCUUGGAUAGAGAGAAGCCGGAGAUGCUACAGACUCUCGCCUCCUCCUCGGUCGCCAGUACCAACCUUCUGAACGCUCUGAAGCGGGUGAAUCGAGAAACGCAGCGGGUGAGCGAAGAUACCGAAUGUCUCAACCGGUUUGAGACCUGCAAGCUCCUCAGACGGCAGAUUCUCCGGUACAUUCAACAUGUCGAGAGUGAAGAAUAUCUGGGAAGUCUUAUCCACGCCAAUGAGGAGCUGGUUACUGCUCUUAUGGCCUUCGAAGUCCUGGAUAAGAGUAUAGAUUAUGACAGCGACAGUGACCAGGAUGUGCUUGAAAGUGGCUGGACUCCUGACCGAGACGAUCUCGACGAAUCUUUUGCCGGACUGGUCGUCAACCCUCCCAAACCGCCUCGGCCUCCUCGACCUUUAAGCAUAUCCGUACCAUCAUCCUCCCAGCAAAGGUACAUCAGUGCCAGUGAGUCUGAGACGGAUGAGGAUGACGACGACGAGAACAACCCAUUUGGCGACAGAAACGCUAUCCGCACACCUGGCCUUGAGAGGACUGAGCCUACAUGGAGAGAAGUUUGA
This is a messenger RNA of Aspergillus thermomutatus, 1155 nucleotides long. Its product is annotated as LSB5 family protein. The coding region runs from base 1 to 1155 and encodes 384 amino acids. Gene Ontology annotation, biological process: actin cortical patch localization; actin filament organization; endocytosis. Gene Ontology annotation, molecular function: phosphatidylinositol binding; ubiquitin binding. Gene Ontology annotation, cellular component: actin cortical patch. The record is from RefSeq and is a predicted model, not a curated record. Lineage: Eukaryota; Fungi; Ascomycota; Eurotiomycetes; Eurotiales; Aspergillaceae. The transcript is spliced from 5 exons.